Aspergillus oryzae RIB40 is the source of this 1380-nucleotide messenger RNA. Its product is annotated as putative neutral amino acid permease. Gene Ontology annotation, biological process: amino acid transmembrane transport. Gene Ontology annotation, cellular component: vacuolar membrane. Gene Ontology annotation, molecular function: amino acid transmembrane transporter activity. The coding region runs from base 1 to 1380 and encodes 459 amino acids. The record is from RefSeq and is a predicted model, not a curated record. Lineage: Eukaryota; Fungi; Ascomycota; Eurotiomycetes; Eurotiales; Aspergillaceae. The transcript has 4 exons.
AUGCUGGACAACAAGAAGGCAGAGGCUAGUAUGGCCUAUGACGACGAGCGAACGAGCCCCCAUGGGUCGGUUUUUGAGGAAAAAGAGGUCUUCAAGAAGACCGAUACUGGAGUCAACUUCCGCAAAGUUGGGUGGUUCAAUGCGGGCGUGAUCUUCAUUAAGAUCCUCUUUGCGACAGGGGUGUUGUCACUACCAUCAGCGCUAUAUUCACUGGGUGCCGUGGGAGGUUCGAUUAGUAUCGUGGCUUGGGGAUGCUUCAAUACCUACUGUUUUGUUAUUCUAGGCAACUUUCGCACAAAACAUCCUCACUGCCAUUCGAUCGCUGACAUGGCUGAGGUCGUCGGAGGCACAAUUGCAAAGGAGGCGACGGGGUUAUUGUUCAUUAUUGCUUAUGUCCUGGUGACAGGUAGUGGAAUUAUUGGCGUGUCGACCGCGCUAAAUGCCCUUUCACACCACGCCGCGUGCACUGUCUGGUGGUCAUUUCUUGCCACGGUUGUCAUUAUCGCGACCGCCUCCAUUCGCAAACUUGAGCAUGUGGGCUGGCUCACCUAUGCUGGCUUUAUUUCUAUUUAUGCCGCCGUACUAAUCGUUGUGAUCGGGGUAACCACACGAGACCGGCCAGCAGCCGCACCUCAGGAGGGCCCAUAUGACCUAGGCUUCGUGGCCAUCAAUAACCCCGGGUUUGCGGCCGGCAUGGUGGCCUCCUGCACAAUCUUCGUGUCGUCAGCCGGCACCAGCGCCUUUCUGCCUGUCAUCUCGGAGAUGCAUAACCCAAAAGAUUACAAGAAGCCACUAUACUUCUGUAUGGCUCUUGUCACCGCUUCGUACCUCGCCUUUAGCUUGGUCGUCUAUCGCUGGUGUGGGAAGUGGGUAGCGAGCCCAUCUUUGGGGAGUGCAGGACAAACGAUCAAGAUGGUAUCUUACGGUGUUGCCUUGGUGGGAUUGAUUGUGAGCGCCACACUUUACCUGCAUGUGGCGGCCAAAUAUGUCUUUGUACGUAUACUAGGAAAUUCGCGGCACUUGCAGGCCAACACAGUCGUUCAUUGGGGUACUUGGAUUGCAAGCACGGUUAUCCUCGGUGCCCUUGCGUUCAUCCUGGCGGAGGCGAUUCCGAUCUUCAACUAUCUCAUUGCCCUUGUGGGCUCCGUGUGUUUUGCCCCACUCGCCAUGAGCCUUCCGGGCUGGCUGUGGCUAUACGACCACUGGCAUUACAAGAACGGUACCAUGAAAGACAAGGCUGUGUUCGUCCUGCACUGCGGCCUGGUGCUGCUGGGUCUUUUCUUUUUGGUUGGAGCGACGUACGGCGUCGUAAUUCAGAUUGUUGAUGCCUACAGCUCCGGGACUAUUGGAAAUCCUAUAACUUGCUCGCCAAAUUCAUAG